UCAUGGGGCUCUGUCGGGCCCGGCCCUGCCGCCUGCUGCUGCCGCUGCUCCUGGUGCUGUGCGCGGGGACCCUCCUCUGCUGGUACCCCAGGGCGAUGCAGAGACACCCCGGGCCCAGGGACCGAGCCAGGACCAUCUUGCCCCCACAUGUAUUCUCAACACUAAAGCAGCAGAGUGCCUGGACCAGAAAGCCCUGUCAGCACUCCCUUCCUGGGGCCAUCCAGAGGCACCCCCGCUUCCAGAGACUCUUCAACCUCUCCAUCCCAGUGCUGCUGGCGGGGAAUCUCUUCACCCCGGAGCUCUGGGUCAACCUGAGCCAACGCAAAGCCCCCUAUGGCUGGCAGGGCUUUUCCCAUCAAGCCAUCGCCUCCACCCUCAGCCUCCUGAAUGGCUCAGACAGCACGGAGCUAUUUGGGGGUUCCCAGGAACCGCGCCCCCCCUGUGUCCGCUGCGCUGUGGUGGGCAACGGGGGAAUCUUGAAUGGUUCCCACCAGGGCCCCAACAUCGACGCCCACGACUAUGUCUUCAGGAUUAAUGGCGCCGUGAUCAGAGGCUUUGAGCAGGAUGUGGGGACCCGGACCUCCUUCUACGGCUUCACCGUCAACACCAUGAAGAACUCGCUCAUCACCUAUCAGAAUCUGGGCUUCACCUCUGUGCCCCAAGGCCAGGACCUGCGCUACAUCUUCAUCCCCUCGGACUUCCGAGACUACGUGAUGCUCAGAUCAGCCCUGCUGGGCCAGUGUGUCCCUGAAGGCCGAGACGAAGGGGACAGGCCUCAGACUUACUUCGGACCAGAAGCCUCUGCCAGGAAAUUCAAACUCCUGCAUCCUAACUUCAUUAGCUACGUGACAGAGAGGUUUUUAAAAUCCAAGCGCAAGGCUAGAUUUGGAGACGUAUAUAUGCCGACAACCGGGGCUCUCAUGCUGCUCACAGCUCUGCACUUCUGUGACCAGGUUAGCGCCUACGGAUUCAUGACCGCCAACUACCAUGAGUUUUCUGACCACUACUUCGAUCGCGUCAAGAAGCCGCUGGUUUUCUAUGUGAACCACGACCCACUGCUGGAGGCAGAGCUUUGGAGGUCUCUGCAUGAGGCAGGCAUCCUCGGACUGUACCAGCGGAAGCCUUCAGAGGUUCAUCUGGGACUGGACAUCCUGUCUCCUAGGCAGGAGCCUUCCACACCUGUGCCAGGGCCAUAAGGACCAGGA
This is a messenger RNA of Suncus etruscus (white-toothed pygmy shrew), 1205 nucleotides long. RefSeq names its product ST6 N-acetylgalactosaminide alpha-2,6-sialyltransferase 2 (gene ST6GALNAC2). Bases 3 to 1196 code for a protein of 397 amino acids. Gene Ontology annotation, molecular function: sialyltransferase activity. Lineage: Eukaryota; Metazoa; Chordata; Mammalia; Eulipotyphla; Soricidae. The record is from RefSeq and is a predicted model, not a curated record. The transcript has 9 exons.